AUUAAGAAAGUGAAGAUGGGAAUAGUACUUCUUAGACGUACCUUCGAAAAUUUAGCACGAACAUUACACAAUAUCUGAUUGGCCAAAACAGUGCCGCUAAGCCGGUUUUAGCUUGACCGCCUUCGAACCCAUCGGCAGAGACCCGCUCCCGCGGCGGCAGAAUUUUUUCAGAAAAGUUUCCCAACCUAAUAUUUUCUAAGUUCGAUCGCUCGCCUCUUCAACCAAGGUUCAACUAUUACUUUAUCUUAAUCACAUCCCUCAACGGCUUGGAUUAAAUCAAUAAUCUGCCGAAGAUGUCGGACGAAAUCAUUUGGCAGGUUAUUGACAAACAGUUUUGCAGUUUCAAACUGAAAACUACUAAAGAAAAGACAUUUUGCCGAAAUGAAUACAAUGUUACAGGUCUUUGCAACAGACAGUCGUGCCCUCUGGCCAACUCUCGCUAUGCCACCGUUCGAGCGCAUCCCACAAAAGGCACCUUAUACCUGUAUAUGAAGACAAUUGAACGAGCGCAUAUGCCCUCGAAAUUAUGGCAAAAAAUAAAGUUGUCGCAGAAUUAUGCUACCGCCCUAAAGCAAAUCGACGAGCACCUCAUCUAUUGGCCCAAAUUCCUACUUCACAAAGCGAAGCAACGAGUUACUCGACUUACACAAGUGGCGAUAAGAAUGAGGAGGCUCGCUAAGGAAGAUGCGCGCUUAGGCGAGAAAAUCGUACCAAAAUUAGCACCAAAGAUCAGACGGCGAGAAGAGACUCGAGAGCGUAAGGCAGAAGCGGCUGCUAAGUUAGAACGCACAAUUGAGCGAGAGCUUAUGCAAAGAUUACGCGAGGGCGCAUAUGGCGACCAGCCGCUCAACGUUAGCGAAACCAUCUGGAAGAAGGUGCUCAAUGCUAUGGAGCGCGAGGGUGAAGGUAAGAGAGAUAAGGAUCACGACAAGGGUAUAGAAGACGAAGAAGGCGAAGAGGAAGAGGAGGAGGAAGAGGAGCUCGAAUACGAACAAGAAGAGGAUGAAGAGCCCGAUGGAGCAGUCGAAUAUGUCAGCGACUUCGACGAAAGUGAGGACGAUCUCGGAGAUAUCGAGGAUUGGCUUGGAAGUGAUGAGUCCGACAAGGAAGAAGAGUCGGAGAGCGAAGAGAGCGAGGAAGAAUCGACGAAAAAGAAUGCCGUUGGUGACAAGCGAAAGAGAGCGCGGGUUAUUCGUGCGAAACCAAAAAAGGCAGCUCGGCGCGGAAAGGAAGUUGAGCAUGAACACGAAUUUGACCAGCGAAGACAGCAGCUUGCAUUUUAGAGGGUAUUACUGCAUGGGAUUGGGGCUCGGCUAUACAGCAUAUUUGUUGCACGAAAAGUACCUAUUUUGAUACCCUUUCUUGGUACCUCCUACAGGUGCCCUGUGAACAUAAAAAUUGCAACCUUAGCUCUUGCGCAUGCAAAAGUAUUGGACAAAUGAAGGUGUAUUUGAAAAAGCAUGUAACAUUGCUAAUGCUGUAUGAAAUUUAUGUCGUACAUAUUAUUUGUCAAUGGGUGGUUUUCCGCAUGGAGGACAAGUCAUCAUUGGCCUUUUACUCAUAAUUCAGGGGAAAAGGUGCCAGCUUGGCGGGGGCAUCAUCCACUAAAAUUCCACUGAAUUUUACCAUUUACCCACUAAGAACGGGCGACUACGGGGCACCAGACUAGCCAUCAGCAUUAAUCAAUUCAUCCAUU
Molecule: messenger RNA, 1696 nt
Organism: Hypoxylon trugodes
Lineage: Eukaryota; Fungi; Ascomycota; Sordariomycetes; Xylariales; Hypoxylaceae
Product: Mak16 protein
Exons: 4
Coding region: 294-1283 (329 amino acids)
Biological process (GO): maturation of LSU-rRNA; maturation of 5.8S rRNA
Cellular component (GO): preribosome, large subunit precursor; nucleolus
Source: RefSeq, a predicted model, not a curated record